AUGAAGGGAAUAGUGUGUCUACUCGUUAUUUUCGCUAAUUUAUGCGAGCAAUACGUAACUGCGGAACACGAUGAAGACGUGUCUACGGAUCUCUAUGUAAUCGAGGGGAAAGUGUUCCCCUGGGAUAACGCGGCAUCCACUGGGUGGCAGCUGAUGACGCACGUAAUGGCCAAUGGUGGUGAACAUUAUGGCUUUUUGAGGGAAGAUGGCACGUUCGUCAUUUCAAACAUCCCGUCUGGAUCGUACAUCGUCGAAAUAGUAAAUCCAAAUUAUGUUUACGAGCCAGUCAGAGUGGAGAUCAAUUCCAAAGGAAAGUUCCGAGCUCGGAAAGUAAAUCUGAUACAAACGUCGCAGGUGAUUCAAGUACCAUACCCAUUGAAAAUGAGGCCCUUGGCACCGUUCCGAUAUUUCCAAGUUAGAGAGCAAUGGCGGAUGACGGAUUUCUUGUUUAAUCCUAUGGUGUUAAUGAUGGUUUUGCCACUUGUACUAAUCAUGAUUUUACCAAAAAUUAUGAACGACCCUGAAACUAGGAAGGAAAUGGAACAAUUGAACAAUCUCACUAAUUAUAAUAUGCCAGAGAUGUCGGAGGUAAUAACAACUUUCCUUUCCGGAGGAGAGAAACAAAAGCCAAAGGCUGUCAAGGCGGCUAAAAAGAGGCAAUAAUUUCUUAACUUAUUAUCUGUGGAUGAUUGUAUGUAUAUGAUUAGUUUAGAGACCAUAAGAUGUGUGUAGGUAUUGAACGACGAAGACACCUUUGUAUCACGCAAACGAUCUUGUUACACUUUCUUGUGUCGAUCACUCACUGUGAUAUUCAUAUUAUUAUUAUUAUUAUUAUUAUAUCUCAUAGAAAAUAUAAAUAUGACUAAAUUACGA
Ooceraea biroi (clonal raider ant) is the source of this 873-nucleotide messenger RNA. RefSeq names its product ER membrane protein complex subunit 7 (gene EMC7). The record is from RefSeq and is a predicted model, not a curated record. Gene Ontology annotation, cellular component: EMC complex. NCBI's taxonomy places the organism in Eukaryota, Metazoa, Arthropoda, Insecta, Hymenoptera, Formicidae. Gene Ontology annotation, molecular function: carbohydrate binding.